UGAGACAAGAAAUGGUUCCACUGUCAGCUGGUAGUGAAGGGAGGAGGAAGAGGAGGAGGGAAGUAUUUGCACAUUUGUGGUCUUGGAAGCACUUGGAAAAUGGCUUUUCAAAAUGAGCUUCGAAGGAAGUAGGAGUCAAACAAAGGCUGUUCACAGCUUACUAAAUAUUGCCAGGCCUUUUUCUCUUAGCCAUCUGCUUUCCUAGUCUGCUUCAUUCCAAAUGUAACAUCUGAAGAGUUAGCACAGAUCGUCAAUGCUUGGCUACUUAGUCUGGGACCCGCUUGUCCCCUCCAGAUGGCUUAUGUUGUGCACAGGUUGUUAGCAACUGUAGUCAAGAUUGCAAGUCCUCCACAGAGCUGGUGACUGGUUUCUUUUGUUCUUGGGUUUUGAAGUUGUUUGUGCAUUAUUGACCCCCACCGUGGAUUUGCAUCUGACUUGGUUUCAGUAAUACUCCCUGGUUAGGCUUUGUGGGAACAUUUAUCCUUUUCUUUUGUCACUAAGCGUGACCCAAAGCAGGCACAUGACUGGCUUCCUAUAGGAAAGUCAGCAGUUAAGGCUGAUGCAUUCCUGAAUCAGAAAAGAAGGUGUUAAUCUUGAGCUGGUGGUAAGUGUGAUUUCAGCCUAGGCAGCUUGUUUCUAGGGGCCAAAUGGAUGUAAAGUUAGUAAUGAACUCCAUCCUUCCUUGCUCCCAGGGUAUCAGAGGAUCAGAUGCUGUUCCUUGGGAUGCUAAAACAGGUGGUCAGCAGGACAGCACAGAGCAAAGCCUCUAGCUGCCGGAAGCUUGUCUUGCCCUGGCAGUUUCUAGGCAGCUCCCAGCAUCGAGUCCCAGCAAAUGUCAACUUCCACUCCACCUCAUUCUCGGAAGCAGAGCCUCCUAGGGUUUUGAUCACAGGGGGUCUUGGCCAGCUGGGAGUAGGACUUGCUAACCUCUUGAGGAAACGAUUUGGGAAGGACAAUGUGAUCCUAUCAGACAUAAGGAAGCCCCCUGCUCAUGUCUUCCACAGUGGCCCAUUUAUUUACGCCAACAUCUUGGAUUACAAGAACCUUCGUGAGAUUGUGGUGAACCACCGUAUCAGCUGGCUGUUUCACUACAGUGCCCUGCUGAGUGCCGUGGGAGAAGCAAAUGUGUCGUUGGCCAGAGAUGUGAAUAUAACUGGACUGCAUAACAUUCUAGAUGUUGCAGCCGAAUACAAUGUGAGAUUGUUUGUGCCCAGCACGAUUGGAGCCUUUGGACCUACCUCUCCUCGAAACCCUACACCUGAUCUUUGUGUUCAAAGGCCUAGGACCAUCUAUGGGGUAUCCAAGGUCCACACAGAGCUCAUGGGAGAGUACUAUUAUUACCGGUAUGGGUUAGAUUUCCGGUGCUUGAGAUAUCCUGGAAUCAUUUCUGCCGAUUCCCAGCCUGGAGGAGGAACAACUGACUACGCAGUCCAGAUUUUCCACGCUGCAGCCAAGAACGGCACAUUUGAAUGCAACCUCAAGGCCAGCACCAGGCUCCCGAUGAUGUACAUCAGUGACUGCCUCAGGGCCACACUGGAAGUCAUGGAAGCCCCUGCGGAGUGCCUGUCCAUGAGGACCUACAACAUCAACGCCAUGAGCUUCACCCCCGAAGAGCUGGCCCUGGCGCUCCGCAAGCACGCGCCUGACUUCCAGAUCACCUACUGCGUUGAUCCUCUCCGACAAGCUAUAGCGGAGAGCUGGCCCAUGAUUCUAGAUGACAGCAAUGCAAGGAAGGACUGGGGCUGGAAACAUGACUUUGAUCUUCCAGAGUUGGUGGCUACAAUGCUCAGCUUCCACGGAGUCAGCACUAGAGUUGCCCAAGUGAACUGAAAGUGGAGGAGCAGCCCCCGUGUCCUCUCAGUACAAGGGACAUGGCAGUCACUAAGUUGGAGAACUGGACUGAGUUCUAGCUGCUCACAUGGAACUGCCGGUUGGGGUUGGAGGUCCUUUACACAUUGCCUUUGUUACACACACACACACAUAUGGUCCAAGUACAUAUGCCAGGGAAAUGAAGUCCUAAGUGGUGGUGGCUAGCUCUUGGAAUUUACAUCAUUUGUAUUAAUUAAAUUCAAUUUAAGCAUCA
Messenger RNA from Rattus rattus (black rat), 2083 nucleotides. RefSeq names its product L-threonine 3-dehydrogenase, mitochondrial. The coding region runs from base 709 to 1830 and encodes 373 amino acids. Lineage: Eukaryota; Metazoa; Chordata; Mammalia; Rodentia; Muridae. Gene Ontology annotation, biological process: L-threonine catabolic process. The record is from RefSeq and is a predicted model, not a curated record. Gene Ontology annotation, molecular function: L-threonine 3-dehydrogenase activity. The transcript has 8 exons.